AUGGCUACAGAGGCUAAGCAGUCGGCUCAACGCUCCUCUAUUGGAGAUAGAGAGCCCCUUCCGGACCAAACAGGAAAUUCCGGAUCGCCCGAACCGAUCCCACCGAAGGGAUCUCGCUCUGGUUCACAGUCUCGAACUCAAUCUGAGGACUCAGCAGCACAGGCUCAUACUAAUGGGGAGAAGAUCGGGCAUGAAUCCAGCGUAAAGCACCUGACAGACGAAGCACGUGAUACAGCGAACCCGGCCGUCGGCUCAAUCAGCGAACAGAGUCGACGUAGCUCGCCCGCCCCUGUUGGCCACGACAACUUCAACGAGAAACAUGGCGCGAGUGAGAGCGAACACGGAACGGCAGAUCAGCCAGAUGCCGCUAGCGUGCCUUGGCUACACAGACCUUUAGCCAGCAAAGAUGGGCCAUGGAUCCGUCCGGAGCAUGAGGCUACCGAGUGGUUGUCUCUCUUCUACGAUCUCGCAGUGGUAGCCGUGCUACAAAACUUCAGUGCCGGCCAUCAUAUCGGACAGCCGGAAGACAUUCUCACAUUUCUAUCCUACUUUGUGAUCAUCUACCUUAUAUGGCACACGCAGACCCAAUAUGAUAUGCGCUUCCAAGGAUACGAUAUCUUUCAUCUUCUCUGCAAGUUUGUUCAGAUCGGCAUCUUCCUUUAUCAGGGAGCUGCCGCUGGGAACUGGGAUUUAUCAAAUAUUCAGACUGCCAGCUCAGCUGGUCUCACUGGUACAGACAUCACAAUCGAAGAGCAAGGUGAACGUGCCUUCGUCACAGUAGUCAUUGCCUUCGUGGUGUCACGAGUUCUUCUUGCUAUUCAAUAUGCCCACGUAAUUUGGAUGGGACGAAAGGUGCACCGUCCUACGGCUCAUUUCUGGAUCACCAUGGGGUCUCUGUUUCUGACCAUUGUCACUGCCGCGGUAGCUGUGGGCAUACCUGCCCGUUCCGAGGGAGCAGUUGUUGCCAAGCUCGUAUUGCUAUACUUCGGUAUCGCUAUCGAGGUCGUGGAGAUAUGUAGCGCAUUUAUCCUCCCAGUCCGUCCGAGGGUGCCGCUCCACGCCCUUCGCGAGCGAUAUGGAUCAUUCAUUUUGAUCAUUCUGGGCGAAGGCUUCAUCCCUCUAUUGAGUGCUUUCAAUGCCGCCAUUUCUGCGUUGUCCGGAUCCAACACGGACACUUAUGUUCAAGCCGUCCUAGGUGAUCAUCAUGUGUCUACAUGCGCUCAUUCCAUUAGCUGUUCUCAUCGAAUUCUUCCUGUUCCUCCUAUUAUUUGGCAACUUUGGGAAAGGCUCCCGAAUCAGUCACGGGCGGACGCUUGUUUGGACUCUGCUACAAUUUCCUUUGGCGUUUGGCCUGCUCUUGCUUCUGUCCUCCAUUGUGACGGUGGCUUCUCAACAAACGGGACUGGGUCGGUGACCAACGAUUCUCUAGUCAUCGUGAAGUACCUCAAUAAACUCCAACUCGAUACCCCCGUAUUUCAAGAGUUUCAAUAUCUGGGCAAGCUUGUGAAUAACACGGAACCGCCAGUGGAUCCGCAAAUUGCGAGUCGGCAAUACUUCGCAGCGGUUCUUAUGGGCACCAUGCAGUCGUACAAUGUCGAGGUCGACGAUGCUGUCUACAAGCCUUACUCGGAGCUCUAUUCUCUCAACUCGACUUAUCUCACGGACGACGCUGCGAGGCAAACCUUGCAGGAUGAAGCGUCCACUCUCGCGCAGCAAUUGCUCGUCAGGUCGUAUGCAGUAGUUUUGCCCGGUGUCCUUUGGCUACUCCCCACGGCGGGCUGUGUUUUGUUACUUGUCACCUGUCGGUAUUCCCUUUGGACACCGCUACCAAGUUCGAGGCAGGCUCCUCAGCGAUUGCGUUAUGUUCUCACCGUUUCGACUCAAGUGGCUCUUGGAGUCAUCUUGGGCCUGCUUGGGAUGCUCGCCAUAGGACCCAGUUACGCCAAAAUCUACUCCCUCGAGGAUCCAUUUGCAAAACUCAGUCCCUUAUAUAGCAGUUUGCUGAACAAUAUACCCUUGGUGAUCCCCGCAGCGGCGUACUUCGGGGCAUGGAUAGGUCCGACAUUAGCACUUCGGGCGGUGCAUCUUUUACGCAAAAGAGCGAGCUGA
Kockovaella imperatae is the source of this 2109-nucleotide messenger RNA. RefSeq lists its product as hypothetical. The record is from RefSeq and is a predicted model, not a curated record. Bases 1 to 2109 code for a protein of 702 amino acids. The transcript has 11 exons. NCBI's taxonomy places the organism in Eukaryota, Fungi, Basidiomycota, Tremellomycetes, Tremellales, Cuniculitremaceae.